CGCUGACGGCGCACAUCGCACUUCAUCUGGCUUUUUCGGGGCGAACGGCGUCACAGUGGUACGAAAAAGUGUGAUUUGCCAGGUGAAAAAGUGCCCUCGUGCAGUCCAGUUGCAGUCCGGAGGCUCCGCAAACAGCACACAGCAUGGGCAAGAGGAAAAACCAGCCUCUGAUCGAUUCGGAGACAGACGAUGAUGGAUCCGACUUAGAUUCAGAAUUCCUCUCACUGGCGAAGAAGAAGAAAAAGCCCGACAGAUUGGCGUCCAACAGUCCCAGGAACUCCUCGGGGUCGGAUUCCGACUGGGCGAACGGCAAGAAUGGGCAGACGAGGCGCAAGAAGCGCACGAAGAAGAUGAGCAGGAGUUCUUCGGAUUCCGGGGAGGAGAGUGACUCAGAUGCCGAGGCUGAGGCGCCCGCGGCCAUCGUGGUGCCCCCGCAGCCGGUGCCGAAGGUGCAAGAGGAGGAGGAGGAUGACGAGAAGUCGGAGCUGGAGGAGGGUCAGGUGUCCACGGACUCAGAAUCCAGCUCGGCAUCGGAGUUCAAUGACGGUUACGAUGAGAACUUGAUGGGCGACGAGGAGGACAGAGCCAGGCUGGAGGGGCUGUCGGAGAAGGAGCGCGAGACGGAGAUCUUCAGCAGAAUCGAGCGGCGCGAGUCGAUGAAGACGCGCUGGGAGAUUGAGAAGAAGCUGAAGCUGGCGAAGAAGAAGGAGCGCGCCAGGGAUCGUGGCAAGGAGAGGAAGCCGAAGAGGAAGAGGGAGAAGGUCACGGUGGAGCGCCUGCCGCCGCCCAAGAUGAUCGCCAUGCCCGUGAUUGUGCCGUCGCCGGAGAAGAGCGCCCCUGAGGCGUCCGGCUCGGCGGCGCCGGAGUACUUUGACCCGAAAGAGCGCUCCAAGGAGCGCAAGAAGAACGUGGAGGCGAACAAGACUGACGACAAGCGCAGCAAUGCCAUGGCGCUGCUCAAGGCGCGCCGCGAGGGCAAGCAGAAGCGCGAGGAGGAGGAGGCGAAGCGCCAGGCGGAGCGCGAGCGCGAGGAGGACAAGGAGGAGCUGGACGGCGUGGCGGGCGGCAAGUCGGCGGUGAAGCUGAAGGCGUCGGACAUCUACAGCGACGACUCGGGCAGCGACAGCGACGAGAAGCGCUCCGGCAGGCGCUCUUCGGACACCAAGAGCUCCGAAUCUGAGUCGGAUGAGGAGAAGAAGUCCGUGUCGGUGCCGAAGCGGCCCACGUACAUCACAAAUCGCGACGAGUUGAACAAGAUCCGGCUGUCCAGACACAAGAUGGAGCGCUUCGUUCAUCUGCCGAUCUUCGAGCGCGUGGUGACGAACUGCUUCGUGCGCAUCAGCAUUGGGAAUCACAAUGGGAAGCCGGUGUAUCGUGUGGCGGAGAUUGUGGGCAUCGUGGAGACGGCCAAGGUGUAUCAGCUGGGCAAGAGUCGCACGAACAAGGGCAUGCGGCUGCGCCACGGCUCGCAGGAGCGCGUCUUCCGGCUGGAGUUCAUCUCCAACCAGGACUUCACGGAGACGGAGUUCGACAAGUGGCGCGACGUGUGCGCCUGCAGCGACGUGGAGAUGCCCACGAUGGACAUGGUGGACAAGAAGGUGAAGGAUGUGAAGGAGGCGCUGGCGUACGAGUACAAGGACGAGGACAUCGAGAAGAUCAUCGAGGAGAAGAAUCGCUUCCGCGCCUUCCCCACCAAUUAUGCCAUGCGCAAGACGAUGCUGCUGAAGCAGCGCGAGGACGCGACGACGCGCGGCGAUGAGGAGGUGGUGAAGGAGCUGAGCGCCCAGAUUCGUGACCUGGACGAGCGAGCGAAUGAGCUGGACAAGAAGCGCUCCAGCAGCAUCAGCUCCAUCUCCUACAUCAACGACAGGAAUCGCAAGAGGAACGUGGAGGAGGCGGAGAAGGCUAUCAUGGAGGAGGUGCGCGCCAACAAGGGCAUGAAGGUGGACGAUCCCUUCACCAGGCGCAGCACGAAGCCCAGGAUGUCCUUCAAGGCGGGCGAGCAGAUGGAGGAGGAACUGGCGCCCAUGAUUCCCGCCCCGCCGCCACCGGGCAGGAAGAAGGUCGAGGAGGGCGAGAAGAAGCCCAACGGUCCGGGCGCCGAGAACAACUUAUAUUCCCUCCACGAUUUCGAGAUCGAUCUGGAGGUGCCACUUCCGGUGACAACGGUGAACGUAAUGCCGAAGCCGGUGGUGAAGCCGGAAGAGAGCGGGCCCAAGAGCAGGAGAUCGCUGAAUCUGGAGGAUUACAAGAAGAAGCGUGGUCUCAUCUAGAACGUAUUAACAUUAUAUAUAUGGAAUUGUUUUAUUAAGAAUUAUUAUUGUAGAGUUAAAAGACGAACAACUUUUCUCCUGGAGCGCUGCGCGCGCUCCAUGAAAUCUCUAUUUAACUUGUCUUAAGAUACUCUAGCGUAUGUAUUUUAGCAUAGGAUGUACCUCACGCAUGUAGUGAUUGUGAAUAAAAGCUAGUAGAAGUUACAGAUAA
Messenger RNA from Phlebotomus argentipes, 2484 nucleotides. It is a transcript of the gene Rtf1, whose product is annotated as RNA polymerase-associated protein Rtf1. Gene Ontology annotation, cellular component: Cdc73/Paf1 complex. NCBI's taxonomy places the organism in Eukaryota, Metazoa, Arthropoda, Insecta, Diptera, Psychodidae. Bases 144 to 2273 code for a protein of 709 amino acids. The transcript is spliced from 5 exons. The record is from RefSeq and is a predicted model, not a curated record. Gene Ontology annotation, molecular function: RNA polymerase II C-terminal domain phosphoserine binding; DNA binding.